Numida meleagris (helmeted guineafowl) is the source of this 1526-nucleotide messenger RNA. Its product is annotated as GTPase IMAP family member 7-like. The record is from RefSeq and is a predicted model, not a curated record. The transcript has 2 exons. Gene Ontology annotation, molecular function: GTP binding. The coding region runs from base 211 to 972 and encodes 253 amino acids. NCBI's taxonomy places the organism in Eukaryota, Metazoa, Chordata, Aves, Galliformes, Numididae.
UGCUGAGUGCUGGGGAAGCACGGGGGGUUGGCGUCCUCGUGCAGCCUCGUGCACGCGGCGCGUGGGCUUUGUGGGAGGCCGCGGCCUCGGGGCUGUGCUGAGGCUGCCUCCCAUCUCCCCGCUCCCCGAGCCGCACAGAGCCAGGAUGAGGGUGGACGGGGCAGCGGUGUCCAGUGGGUGUCCGGUGCAGCCUGAGAUACUGCAUAGGGAAUGAAGCCGUACCCCAAACCUCGCUGUCCCUGUGCCUGUUGCGUGGAACCCGUGCCCCGCUGGGGCCGUGCAGGGCAGGAAAUGGCCCAGGGGACAAUGCUGAACGAACACCACUGGUCUGAGCUGCGGAUACUGCUGGUGGGCAAGACGGGGAGUGGGAAGAGUGCGACGGGGAACACCAUCCUUGGGAGGAAGGAAUUUCAUUCUGCGUUGUCAGCACAGUCAGUAACCAUAGACCCCUCAAAAAGACAAACCAGCUUUCGUGGAAGAUCAGUUGUUGUUAUUGACACUCCUGGCCUUUUUGAUACAAGGGAAGCCAAUGAGAAAACAGCUGAAAAGAUUAAGAAUGUCUUUCAGGAUCUCACUACAGGGGUCCAUGCCAUCAUCCUGGUGAUGCAGCUGGCCCGAAUCACUAAGGAAGAGGAGGAAGUGGCUGAGUGGGUGACCAAGAUUUUCCAUACUAAAGCAGAGAAAUACACGAUCCUGUUAUUCACCCGAGGAGAACAGCUGGAUCGUCCAGAAGAUCUGAAGAUUUUCUUAGAAGAUUGCCGAUUCCUCAUUGGGCUGGCAAGAAAGUGUGGAAAUCGGUACAUCGCCUUCAGCAACAUAGCUACUGGAGAGGCGAGGGAUCAGCAGGUUGUAAAUCUCAUCGACAUGAUUGAUGCCAUGGUAGAGAAGAAUUGUGAUGCUCCGCGUUACACGCGAGAAAUGCUGGAGGAAGACACCCGGACAUUCUUUGAAAAGUUUUGUACCAUCCUGUAGGCAGCCAGGGGUCGGUCCGGCAGGAGCCGUCUUCUCCGUCGUGCCGCUCCUGCUGUGUGUGCUCUGAAGAUGAUGCUCUCCUUCCUCGCUUGCAGUUCCCAUCCUUUCCCCUCCGUGCCCUGAGCUUUCCCCUGCCCCGUGUGGCUGCUUUCCCCGCGGGCUGCAUUUGUGCAACGCGUGUGCGCCGCUGCUGCUGCGCUCUGCUGCUCUCGGCACCGCUGCGCUGACGCUGUCCUCCCCGGCUCUGCAGACACGGCCGAGCUGAGACGGACGGGAACGUGGGGGCUGUGAGCCGUGCCCCUCGGGAGAGGGCUCGGCACGGAGCGGAGCCGCGGAGCCGGGAGCCGUUGGCCGUCCCGCUGAGAGCCGGGGCUGCAAGGAGCUGUGCGGGGCCGGGGGGCUCGUGGUGCCGCUGUCCAUCCCGCCGCAGUGGGACGCUGCUGGUGCCGUGGCUGCAGGGGCUCUGCCUUCAUGGGGCGAUGCGGGGCGUGCUGUGUGCGGGUAGGCCUGAAGGAGCUCUCAAUAAACGCUGAGCCUUGCUGUGUGGCGGAGAA